Oppiella nova is the source of this 1689-nucleotide messenger RNA. The record is from the annotation of a GenBank genome assembly. NCBI's taxonomy places the organism in Eukaryota, Metazoa, Arthropoda, Arachnida, Sarcoptiformes, Oppiidae.
GAACACAACACAUCUGAGCCACUGUUCCUAUAUAUGCCACACCAGGCCAUACAUGUGUCGGCUAAUAAAUUCCCGGUGGAGGCGCCCCAGGAGUACAUCGAUAUGUUUGCGUACAUCGAGUCCGAUAUGAGACGAGGGUUGGCCGCCGCGGCCUACAGUAUGGACGAGUCGAUCGGUGUGGUUGUCGAGCGCCUACACUCGAGACAAAUGUUGGAAAACAGUAUCAGAGUCCCGGCGUUCAUAUGGAGUCCAUUGUUGAACAAAAGUGGUUACGUAUCGGACGCCAUGAUUCACGUGACAGACGUAUUGCCCACCAUUUUAGAUGCCAUCGAUAACAACACCGGCAUAUUGAAUGAACAAAUUAUUUAUGGUAAAUCUCAAUGGAAUACACUAUCAAAUAAUGAACUGCCGGUGCGAACGGAAAUCAUACAUAAUGUCGAUUCUUUGAUUAAUAUAUCGGCCAUUCGGUGGUACGACUGGAAACUUAUUCAGAAUCCAAAACAUGUCGCAUUUGAAAGGUCGGGUUUAUGGGUGCGACCCCUGGGCUAUCAAAACAUCGGUCUAAAACGGGAAUCAUUUCAAUCCUUACAGUCUAAGGAUCGCGUGCUGAAGGAGUCGGUGGUAGAGUGCGAACCACAUGAACCUACCGAUCCGGCCAACAAUGACUGCACAACUGAGUUGUGUUUGUUUAACAUACGGGACGACCCGUGCGAAUACCAUAACCUGAUUGGGGAAACGGAUCCUCAGUUUGUGAAGUUCUUGUGGCAGAAAUUGGUUGCUUUUAACGAGACGUCUGUACCGCCGCUUACAGUCCAUAGUAUUGAUCCGCGCAGUGAUCCUAAACUCCACAAUAAUACGUGGAUUAACUGGUUGGACAGGGAGGACAUGGGGGACAUAAAGAAAACAUUAGCAGACCUCAAUGGAUUUUUGCUAAUGAUCUUGACAAUUGUCAAGAACAUUGUGUAUCGUAAUAAAGAAAUGUUGCUCUUAAGACCUGGAUACGAAAAUAAAUACUAUAAUACUAAAAAAUACACGUCAGCUAUGGUUACGUCGAGAAAGCACUGGACUUACGGUCGCUUUGAGAUUAGAGCCGCCCUUCCGUUGGGAAAAAUGUUACGGACAGAUAUACGGCUAGAAUCGGCACAGAGUAAUGGAAAUACACCCAAAGGUCGGAUAGAUAUCGUCACUAACGUUCAAACACCAGAGAUUCUCUAUGGAAUACAGACUGGUAUUCCAGUUAUGAAUAUGACCAUGGUGAACCAUCAAACAUAUGAUACUAACGAAACCCUUCAAGCAUUUCAUACCUAUGCUGUCGAGUGGGAUGAGACACACAUUCAAUGGUUUUUUGAGGGAAACCUAUUGUCUACGUUAGCCAUAAAUAAUAUGACAGACACUGAGUAUAAGAAUAUGACUGGCUUACUUUUCCACUCACCUUUUAAAUUGGUUAUUGGUUUACAAGUGGAUCGAAAUGAGUUUAACGGCUGCACCCUAUCUGACCAGGAUUAUGAGGAAUGGGACGAAGCAAGAUUUAUGAUUGAAUUUGUCAGAGUCACCCAAUGGGUUACAAUGGACCCCAGGAACUCCACUUCAAACAACACCGGAAAGUAUACGUCAGCUAUGGUUACGUCGAGACAGCACUGGACUUACGGUCGCUUCGAGAUUAGAGCCGCCCUUCCGUCGAGCAAAUAG